This is a messenger RNA of Poecile atricapillus (Black-capped chickadee), 5650 nucleotides long. It is a transcript of the gene ZNF521, whose product is annotated as zinc finger protein 521. Gene Ontology annotation, biological process: regulation of transcription by RNA polymerase II. Lineage: Eukaryota; Metazoa; Chordata; Aves; Passeriformes; Paridae. The record is from RefSeq and is a predicted model, not a curated record. The transcript is spliced from 9 exons. Gene Ontology annotation, cellular component: nucleus. Bases 797 to 4852 code for a protein of 1351 amino acids. Gene Ontology annotation, molecular function: RNA polymerase II transcription regulatory region sequence-specific DNA binding; DNA-binding transcription factor activity, RNA polymerase II-specific.
UUGUUGGAAAAAAUAGUUUAGGUUAUUUUCUUCUUUUUUUUUUUUUUUUUCUUAAAGAAAGGAAGGGCUUUUUGUUGCUUUGCAUUUUUUAAGUGAUUUUUGUUUCUUUCAUUCUUCCCCCCACCCCCCCGCAUUUAUAACUGUCUUCACUCCGGCGGGCGAUUCAAGGGGGUUGAUUAUAUACAGAUAUAUAUAUUUUUUGUGCAAGUCUUUAAUCAGGUUUGGGAUUUUUCCUUCGUUUUUUGCAAACUGCACAAAGAAUCGGUUUGUAAACAAAUCAAGAGGAUUUUUUUUACACUUUUUUUUUUUUGCAAAGCAAAUAGGAAAAGCAGAUUAUUUUCAGCAGGUUUUCUUUUUUUUUCUUCAAAUUAGCCGCUUUUAAUCGAAUAUGUAAAUUCUUGAGUAAAAAGAAAUUAUACUAACAAUUGGACUCCUUUCCCCUCUCUCACUGCAUUUGGGGGGCUUUUUUUUCUUUUUUUUUUUUUUUUUUUUUUUGGUUGAAGAACUGAAAGUAUUCUGCUUGAUUUGGUGGCUUUUUAUUUUUUUUUUAAUUAUUAUUUUUUUUUAUUGAGUGGGGGGAUCGGGAAAGGGGGAGGGGGGCUUGGAAAGUUUUGGUUGCAGCUGCCUGGCCAAGCCGCUGAGCCCCCCAGCCAGCCGCCGGCGGAGACAGGGAAGGGAGGGCAGGAGCGAGGGAGCCGCCGGAGGAGCGCAAGUCUUGCAGGGUCUCCUCGGCUGCGAGGAAGUGUAGUUUCUGAUAGGGCUGAAAUUGAAACAACUUCAGCUGUUUGCUUUUAGGAUGUCUCGCCGCAAGCAAGCUAAACCAAGAUCACUCAAAGAAACUCAGAUUCUAGAAACAACCAGUUGUAUGAAGCCUUGGGGUUGGCGGAGGAGGAAAAGAGAAGAAAAUGAAACAGAGGACCAUCAGGCAGGUGUGGGACACACAGCCGCACAGACUGACCCUAACUGUAAACUAGAAGACAAGGCAGAAGAUGGAGAUGUGCUAGACUGUAAGAAAAGGCCGGAUGAAGGGGAGGAGUUAGAAGAAGAAGCUGUGCACAGCUGUGACAGCUGCCUCCAGGUGUUUGAGUCACUGAGCGAUAUCACAGAACACAAGAUUAAUCAAUGCCAACUGACAGAUGGAGUGGAUGUCGAGGAUGACCCCUCUUGCUCAUGGCCAGCAUCAUCGCCUUCUAGCAAGGAUCAGACUUCCCCUAGCCAUGGAGAAGGCUGUGAUUUUGGAGAAGAGGAAGGAGGCCCAGGUUUACCCUAUCCAUGCCAGUUCUGUGACAAAUCGUUCAGCCGCCUCAGCUACUUAAAGCACCACGAGCAAAGUCACAGUGACAAGCUCCCUUUCAAAUGCACAUAUUGCAGCCGUCUCUUCAAACACAAACGGAGCAGGGACCGCCACAUAAAGCUUCAUACGGGAGACAAGAAGUAUCACUGCAGUGAGUGUGACGCGGCAUUCUCAAGGAGCGAUCAUCUUAAAAUUCACUUAAAGACUCAUACAUCCAACAAGCCAUAUAAGUGUGCCAUUUGUAGACGUGGGUUCCUGUCAUCAAGUUCACUGCAUGGACACAUGCAGGUUCAUGAGAGGAACAAAGAUGGUUCCCAGUCCGCUUCCCGGAUGGAGGACUGGAAAAUGAAGGACACUCAGAAAUGCAGUCAGUGCGAAGAAGGCUUUGAUUUUCCUGAAGAUCUUCAGAAGCACAUUGCAGAAUGUCACCCUGAGUGUUCCCCUAAUGAAGACCGAUCUGCUCUUCAGUGUGUUUACUGUCAUGAACUCUUUGUAGAGGAAACGUCCCUAGUAAAUCACAUGGAGCAGGCUCAUAAUGGUGAGAAGAAGAAUUCAUGCAGCAUUUGCUCUGAGAGCUUUCAUACUGUGGAGGAGCUGUACAGCCACAUGGACAGUCACCAGCAGCCCGAGUCAUGUAACCACAGCAACAGCCCAUCUUUGGUAACUGUGGGGUACACAUCAGUCUCUAGCACUACCCCAGAUUCAAAUCUCUCAGUGGAUAGCUCAACAAUGGUGGAAACAGCUCCUCCCAUACCAAAAGGUCGUGGAAGGAAGCGGGCAGCUCAGCAAGUGCCAGAUAUCACUGGUCCUUCAAGUAAACAGGCAAAAGUUACUUAUAGCUGCAUUUAUUGCAACAAACAGUUGUUUUCCAGCCUUGCAGUUUUGCAGAUACACCUGAAAACUAUGCAUUUAGAUAAACCUGAACAAGCCCAUAUCUGUCAGUAUUGUUUGGAGGUAUUGCCAUCUCUCUACAAUCUGAAUGAACAUCUUAAGCAAGUCCAUGAAGCUCCAGACCCAGCACUGAUUGUUUCUACCAUGCCUGCCAUGGUCUACCAGUGCAACUUCUGCUCUGAAGUGUUCAAUGACCUCAACACCCUUCAGGAACACAUCCGAUGUUCUCAUGGAUUUGCCAACCCUGCUGCUAAGGACAGUAAUGCAUUCUUUUGUCCCCAUUGCUACAUGGGAUUUCUUACAGAUUCUUCCCUGGAAGAGCAUAUUAGACAAGUCCAUUGUGAUCUUAGCAGUUCCCGUUUUGGUUCUCCUGUGCUUGGAACCCCAAAAGAUCCAGUGGUGGAAGUGUAUUCUUGUUCAUACUGUACCAAUUCUCCAAUAUUUAAUAGUGUUCUUAAACUGAACAAGCAUAUCAAGGAGAACCAUAAGAACAUUCCUCUGGCUCUGAAUUACAUCCACAAUGGGAAAAAAUCCAGAGCCAUGAGUCCAUUAUCUCCUGUAACCAUUGAGCAGACCUCUUUAAAGAUGAUGCAGGCAGUUGGAGGUGCUCCUCCUCGUCCUGCCGGGGAAUAUAUAUGUAAUCAGUGUGGUGCUAAGUAUAAUUCCUUGGAUGGUUUUCAGACUCAUUUGAAAACACAUCUUGACACUGUCCUGCCAAAACUGACCUGCCCUCAGUGCAACAAAGAAUUUCCAAAUCAGGAGUCACUGCUGAAGCAUGUUACCAUUCAUUUCAUGAUCACCUCAACCUACUACAUCUGUGAAAGCUGUGACAAGCAGUUCACUUCUGUGGAUGACUUGCAGAAACACCUACUAGACAUGCAUACAUUCGUGUUCUUCCGCUGCACCUUGUGCCAAGAGGUUUUUGACUCCAAAGUCUCCAUUCAGCUGCACUUGGCUGUGAAGCACAGCAAUGAGAAGAAGGUAUACAGAUGUACGUCUUGCAACUGGGAUUUCCGCAAUGAGACUGACCUACAGCUUCACGUGAAACACAACCACCUGGAGAACCAAGGCAAAGUACACAAGUGCAUCUUCUGUGGCGAAUCCUUCGGUACGGAGGUGGAGCUGCAGUGUCACAUCACUACGCACAGCAAGAAGUACAACUGCAAGUUCUGCAGCAAAGCUUUCCAUGCUAUCAUCUUGCUGGAAAAACACUUGAGGGAAAAACAUUGUGUUUUUGAAACAAAAACUCCAAACUGUGGAACGAAUGGGGCAUCUGAGCAAGUUCAGAAGGAGGAAGUGGAACUCCAGACCUUGUUGACAAAUAGCCAGGAGUCCCAUAACAGCCACGAUGGCAGCGAAGAAGAUGUGGACACAUCUGAGCCUAUGUAUGGCUGUGACAUUUGUGGAGCAGCUUACACCAUGGAGACUCUCUUGCAGAAUCACCAGCUGCGAGACCACAACAUUCGACCAGGAGAAAGCGCCAUAGUGAAGAAAAAGGCUGAGCUCAUUAAAGGGAAUUACAAGUGUAAUGUAUGUUCUCGAACAUUCUUCUCUGAAAAUGGGCUUCGAGAGCACAUGCAGACACACUUGGGACCAGUGAAACACUAUAUGUGCCCUAUCUGUGGUGAGCGGUUUCCAUCUCUUCUGACUCUUACUGAACAUAAGGUCACACAUAGUAAGAGCCUGGACACUGGAAACUGCAGGAUUUGCAAGAUGCCCCUCCAGAGUGAGGAGGAAUUUUUAGAGCAUUGCCAAAUGCACCCUGACCUGAGGAACUCCUUGACGGGGUUCCGCUGUGUGGUGUGCAUGCAGACAGUGACCUCCACGCUGGAACUGAAAAUCCACGGCACGUUCCAUAUGCAGAAAACUGGAAAUGGUUCUGCCGUGCAGUCCACGGGACGUGCACAGCAUCUCCAGAAACUGUACAAGUGUGCGUCUUGCCUGAAGGAAUUCCGUUCCAAACAGGAUUUAGUGAAACUUGACAUCAACGGUCUGCCAUAUGGUCUGUGUGCUAGCUGUGUUAAUCUCAGUAAAAGUGGUAGUCCAAGUGUCAACAUCCCUUCAAGCAGUAACAGACAAGGCAUGGGCCAAAAUGAGAACUUAAGUUCCAUUGAGAACAAAAGCAAGGCAGGGGGACUGAAGACUCGCUGUUCUAGUUGCAAUGUAAAGUUUGAAUCAGAAACUGAACUCCAAAAUCAUAUUCAGUCAAUCCACAGAGAGCUUGUUCCAGACAGCAACAGUACACAGCUGAAAACACCACAAGUAUCUCCAAUGCCUAGAAUCAGCCCCUCCCAAACUGAAGAGAAGAAGACCUACCAGUGCAUCAAAUGUCAGAUGGUUUUCUACAAUGAGUGGGAUAUCCAGGUUCAUGUUGCAAACCACAUGAUUGAUGAAGGACUGAACCAUGAAUGCAAGCUCUGCAAUCAGACAUUCGACUCUCCUGCCAAACUUCAGUGCCACCUGAUAGAGCACAGCUUUGAAGGCAUGGGGGGCACCUUCAAAUGUCCGGUGUGCUUUACAGUGUUUGUCCAAGCAAACAAGUUGCAGCAACAUAUUUUCUCAGCCCAUGGACAAGAGGACAAGAUCUAUGACUGCACACAGUGUCCACAGAAGUUCUUCUUCCAAACAGAGCUGCAGAAUCAUACGAUGACCCAGCACAGCAGUUAGUGCAAGGCCCGUCUCUUCCAGAGAAUUCUUUGUGGCACAAAAAGGGAACACAUUUUACUCUUUGCACGAAACUUUCAUUGUUAAUGUAUAUUAUUCAGAAUCAUUGUAUUGUACCAUAAAACUUGUAUUAUCGAAACUGUUGGAUGUUCAUGUGUUUGAACUUUUGAGCACCGGAUAGACUUCCUGUAUAUAAAGUGUUGCACAUGUAUUAUGUUGUCUGAUACUAAAAUGGUCUUAUAAAGACAAGUGGACUUGGGCCCUAUUCAGGAAAGAUACAAAUAAUAAUAAUACUGUGUGAGGGGAAAAAAAUAGCUUAAGAAAAAAUGUCAUUUUUAAGGAGGAGGGAGAAGGUAAUAGCUAUAUUCCAUUUCAGCUCUGUUUGGCCUCCCUUUCAUUUAAACUUCAGUCUAGAAAUCUCUUUUGGUAUACAAACGAAUGAAUCUAAGACUAUUUUUUAUUGCUGAAGAUUCUUGCAAAAAAAACGAAGAGACUCUUUCUCACAGAGCAGGAACCCACAGUUGAAUAAGGCCCGUAUAUAUAUUUGUAAGCCUUGCGAUAUGACAGAUAGCAUUACCAUAUAUGCAAUAGUUGUUAUGUAGUUUGUCAAAGAAUUUUUUUUUCCUGGAUACCAUUUGAAGCUUUGAGUGUUCAAGACUUUCCUUAAUGAUUUCACACGGCCAAAUUCUUGAAUCAGUUGAACUAACCUGUAUGUUACUGUUAUUAAUGUUUACUCUGCGGUCUGAACCUGGAGAUUACUGGAAUUGUUUUCCAAAAGGAAAUAAAUUCAGUUUACCAUUA